AGCUGCUAAUCUUCCAGGCGGACACCGGGGCGGGGGGGCGAGAUGGGGCAUAUAGGUGGCGUCCGGGGCUGAGAAACACCUAGCGCAGGUAAAAGGGUGGCGGCGAGAGGGUGUUCCCACCUGUUGCGCUCUUAAAGAAAUGAGGACUUGAGAAAAUACCAAGGAGGGGCCGAUCGGUGUCUUUCGGACGCGCCUGGAGCCCCACCCUCGGCCGGAGGAAAAGCCCCUUGGGUGCGAGGCAGGCGCUUCAGAGAAAGCCAGAGGAAAAGCGCCUCUCCCCUGCGCGCCGCCACCUGUGCCUCGCACUCGCCCUGCGCGGCGGCCCAGACUGCAUUCCGGCCGCGGCCUUUGGCCCCGCCGAGCCUUCCCACCCCGGCCUCCGGCCGCCUCUCCGGCGACCCGUCCCAGAGUGCUCCCAUGGCGCCCGCGCGCCCCACACGCUCCCGGAGCGGAGCCCUCUGCCGGCAACUGCUGCUGACCCUCACGAUCUUAACAUUCACCUGUGAUGCCUGCAGAAAAGUCAUAUUACAUGUUCCCUCCCAACUAGAUGCUGAGAAAUUUGUUGGUAGAGUUAACCUGAAGGAGUGCUUUCAAUCUGCAAAUCUAAUUCAUUCAAGUGAUCCUGAUUUCCAAAUUUUAGAAGAUGGUUCUGUCUAUACAACAAAUGCUGUUCUUCUGUCCUCAGAGGAGAGAAGUUUUACCAUAUUACUUUACGACACUGAGAACCAAGAAGAAAAGAAAAUACUUGUUCUUUUACAGCAUCAAACAAAGGUACUAAAGAAGAGGCAUUCUAAAGAAAAAGUUCUAAGACGUGCCAAGAGAAGAUGGGCUCCUAUUCCUUGUUCAAUGCUAGAGAAUUCCUUGGGUCCUUUCCCACUUUUUCUUCAACAGAUUCAAUCUGACACUGCACAAAACUACACUAUAUACUAUUCCAUAAGAGGACCUGGGGUGGACCGAGAACCUAAGAAUUUAUUUUACGUAGAGAGAGACACUGGAAACCUGUACUGUACUCGGGCUGUAGAUCGUGAGGAGUAUGACUCUUUUGAGCUAAUUGCCUUCGCCACAACUCCAGAUGGGUAUACUCCAGAGCUUCCACUGCCCCUGGUAAUCAGAAUUGAGGAUGAAAAUGAUAACUACCCAAUUUUUACAGAAACAACUUACGUUUUUACAGUUUCUGAAAAUUGCAGAGUUGGUUCUACUGUGGGACAGGUAUGUGCAACUGACAAGGACGAACCUGACACGAUGCACACGCGUCUCAAGUACUCCAUCAUCGAGCAGUUGCCCGCGUACCCCACGCUCUUUUCCAUGCAUCCGACUACAGGCGUGAUCACCACGUCCUCAUCUCAGCUAGACAGAGAGGUAAUUGAUAAAUACCAGUUGAAAAUAAAAGUACAAGACAUGGAUGGUCAAUAUUUCGGUUUGCACACAACUUCAACUUGCAUCAUCAAUAUUGGAGACGUAAAUGACAACUUGCCAACAUUUACCCGUACUUCUUAUGUGACAUCAGUGGAAGAAAAUACAGUUGAUGUGGAAAUCUUGCGUGUUACUGUUGAGGAUAAGGAUUUAAUGAAUACUGCUAAUUGGAGAGCGAAUUAUACCAUUUUAAAGGGCAAUGAGAAUGGGAAUUUUAAAAUAGUAACAGACCCCAAAACCAAUGAAGGAGUUCUGUGUGUGGUUAAGCCACUGAAUUAUGAAGAAAGACCACAGGUGAACCUACAGAUCGGUGUCGUUAAUGAAGCUCCGUAUUCGAAAGAGGCUAGUUCACGAUCAGUCAUGAGCACAGCAACAGUUACUGUUAAUGUAAAAAAUCAGGACGAGGGCCCUGAGUGUAGCCCCGCAGUGCAAACUGUUCAAAUUAAAGAAAAUGUGCCAGCGGGAACAAAGAGCAAUGGAUAUAAGGCGUAUGACCCUGAAACAAGAAGUAGCAGCGGUAUAAGGUAUAAGAAAUUAACUGAUCCGAAAGGGUGGGUCACAGUUGAUGAAAACGAAGGAUCGAUCACGAUUUUCAGAAGCCUGGAUAGAGAGGCAGAGAGUGUCAGAGGUGGUAUAUACAAUAUCACAGUUCUUGCAUCAGACAAAGAUGGGAGAACAUGUACUGGGACACUGGGAAUUAUACUCGAAGAUGUGAACGAUAAUGGCCCAGUUAUACCGAAACGGACAGUGGUAAUCUGCAAAACUGUCAUGUCGUCUGCGGAUAUUGUUGCUGUCGAUCCUGAUGGGCCUAUGAAUGGCCCGCCCUUUGACUUUAGUUUGGACAGUGAUGCUGAUUCAGACAUAGAAAGAAAGUGGAGAUUGACAAAAAUUAACGAUACGGCAGCUCGUCUUUUCUUUCAGGAGGACCUUCCAUUUGGAACAUACAGAGUACCUGUCAGAGUCACAGAUAGACACGGCCUGUCCUUCAUCUCUCCAUUAAACGUUAUGUUAUGUGACUGUGUUACUGAAAAUGACUGCACGCUUCGCACAGAUGCGAGGACCGGCCAUGGAGUAGUGAGACUUGGAAAGUGGGCCAUCCUUGCAAUAUUGUUGGGCAUAGCCUUGCUCUUUUGUAUCCUGUUUACCUUAGUCUGUGGGGGUACCGGGACAGCUAAGCAGCCCAAAGUAUUUCCUGAUGAUUUAGCCCAGCAGAACCUCAUUGUGUCAAACACAGAAGCUCCAGGAGAUGACAAAAUAUGUUCCACGAAUGGCUUCACAGCACAUACUGUGGGCAGUUCGGCUCAGGGGAUUUGUGGCACCCUGGGAUCAGGAGCGAAAAAUGGAGGGCAGGAGACCAUUGAAAUGGUGAAAGGCGGACACCAGACCCUGGAAUCAUGCCGGGGGGCCGGGCACCAUCACACCCUGGAUUCCUGCAGGGGAGGACACGUGGACAUGGACAACUGCAGAUACACUUACUCCGAGUGGCAUAGUUUCACUCAGCCCCGUCUUGGUGAAAAGGUGCAACUGUGUAAUCAGGAUGACAAGCACAAACACGCUCCAGACUAUGUCCUUACGUAUAACUACGAAGGCAAAGGAUCGGUGGCUGGCUCUAUAGGUUGUUGCAGUGAUCGACAAGAAGAAGAUGGGCUUGAAUUUUUGGAUCAUUUGGAACCCAAAUUUAGGACACUAGCAGAAGCAUGCAUAAAGAGAUGAGUGUAUUCUAAGAAGUCUAUAAAAGCCAGUGGCUUUAUCUCCCUCCCACCCAUGCUUUUUUCAUUAUAAGCCAGGUUUUUUGAAAAAUAGCAGAUGCUAUGUUUCAGGUUUUCCCCUCUUUAUUUCGAUGGGAUCUCUUUAGCCAAAUGCAUAUUUACAGAAAAAUGCUGUAAAUAUGUAUACAAAUUUCCCAAGUUUUACAUAGUUAUUAAUUAGUUGUCUUCCACCCAAGGAGACCUAGAGAUAGAAAAAUUAAGGAAGUCUGCAUUAUUGUUUACAUUUGGGUAUAAUGACAAUAGCCAUUGUGCAAUAAAAUGUAAUGAACUCAAGUGUGUGUCAUACACUACUUAAAGUAUAACCUAAUAGAAAAUUGUAGAGAACUCGCUUUAACAUUAUCUUCACUUACCUAAUUCAUUAAUCGUUCGUGUGGUGGUUGAAAACUGCUGUUCUCCUAAACAUUAUAAAGCGUGUACAUUACAUUCUUGAUAAUGUUUUAUUCUGAUAACAUUACCUUUCUUUUUAAUGCAAAGGGGGAGUCCCAGCCAGGCAUUGACUGUUAAUACAAUUCCAUUUUGGUGGAGUUUAGUUUCUAUGUUUUAUUCUGUAUAAAAUCCUGAACUGAAUCUAUGUUUCUCUGUUACCCACCUUGUCAGCAAAGUUUAAGCUUAAAAACUGCUUUAAGAAUGUAUUUUUACUUCUGCAGGGUUUUGGUCCUUGGUCUCUCUCUGUCUCUCUCUCUCACUGUCCCUCUUUCUCUUCUCUUUAUUUUUUAAAUUUCUACUUGGGUUGGAGAGUCUAAAUAUUCUAAAAAGCCAUCUGUCUUCUAAAGCGAGUGAUUCUGUUUGUGUAUUAUGUAAGCGUAUUAUUCUCUGUUUCUUGAAAUCAGUGUAAUAUUGACAUUACUGUUUCAAGUAUCUUGGUCAUUGCUUCAUUAUUUCCUCAACAAAGGAACUUUAACUUUGACAUUGAAACUGAAAGUAAGUCAUGCUUUUAUUAGAUGCAACAUUCUGUGUGAACAAAAGGCUAUUUAAAAUUGGAAUGUGGAUAGUUAGUAUCCACAUAGAAUAUAAUAGCAUGUUUAUAGUUCGUAUCUUCAAUGCAAAGAUAUAGUUUUUCAAUGGGAAGUAAUGAUGGUUUUUGAAAUAAGCUUUGAGGUACAGGGGUCGUGAAAGUUCUCCAGGAAUAAGUAUUUUAUAACUUUUUAGAUGAAAUGACUAGUCGUAUCUGUGUGUUUGAGAAGUUUUGGGGUUUGUUUUUUUUUUUGUAUUUUAAGAUUACAGUUUUUAAUAAAUGUAGAGUGGGCCAAACUAUUUAUAUUUUGAAACAACAAGACAAAAUUAAACUUAACAGCCAACCAAAUUCUAGGCCAGAUUUCACAGUUGAUUUCAGUCAAUGAAUUUUCUAUGUAUACUAACCAUGUGGACAUUUUAAAUGUAUUUCUGAUAGCAACAGUUGUUAAUAAUGUGCCUAUCUUAAAUUCAUGACUUUGGCUUAUGACAAUUACUUUUAAAGAUUAACAUUGGGUUAAUCUUCUUCAAUAGUCAGUUUAUCUUUGUAAUAGUUUUAUUAUUGUUCAGUCAAAAAUACUGUUUCUCAAAGUUAUUUUAAAUAAAUCGUGUCUACAGUGUUGUGUAUGGCUAGGUAUAAGAAAGUAAAUUGAGUAGUUUCAAAAUGUUAGUGUGAGUUUGUUAAUCAUGUGUCCGAUAUGACCUUAUAAGAUUGUAUUCGUCUUACUUUGAGAAGCGAGUCCCUUCUUUACAAUUGUGUUCUACAUUUUUCAGAAUUUUAGAGUUUGAUAUGGAGAGAUCAUUGAUCCAUUGUUAUCACCACAUGUAUAUAAUUUUGCUAUUCUAAAGGUUGUCAUGAUAUGGGAUAUUGGUUAAGGUGCAUGGUUUCUGUGUGUGUGUGUGUGUGUGUGUGUGUGUGUGUGUGUUUUCCUUUAAUUUUGUCAUAAAAUGGGGGGUAAUGAUAUAACUCCUUUCCUAAGGUGGCUGUAAGACACUUGAAUAAAAAAUGGUUUUUAAGCAUGAAAUUCA
Molecule: messenger RNA, 5162 nt
Organism: Ailuropoda melanoleuca (giant panda)
Lineage: Eukaryota; Metazoa; Chordata; Mammalia; Carnivora; Ursidae
Gene: DSC2
Product: desmocollin 2
Exons: 16
Coding region: 418-3126 (902 amino acids)
Biological process (GO): homophilic cell-cell adhesion
Cellular component (GO): plasma membrane; desmosome
Molecular function (GO): calcium ion binding
Source: RefSeq, a predicted model, not a curated record